This is a messenger RNA of Micromonas commoda, 1731 nucleotides long. RefSeq lists its product with no specific name. Gene Ontology annotation, molecular function: carotenoid dioxygenase activity. The coding region runs from base 1 to 1731 and encodes 576 amino acids. The transcript is spliced from 3 exons. Gene Ontology annotation, biological process: carotene catabolic process. Lineage: Eukaryota; Viridiplantae; Chlorophyta; Mamiellophyceae; Mamiellales; Mamiellaceae. The record is from RefSeq and is a predicted model, not a curated record.
AUGACCGCCGCCCGUGCCGCGGCGAGCGCGCUCGGCGCGAAAACAGAAAUUCCCGCGCCUCGGCGGCCCGUCGGUCUCUCGCGCGCGGUCCGCGCCCGACCCCGCCGGGCACUCGCCGAGGAUCGUGACGUGUCCAAACUUUCAUCCCCGGGACGGCCGCGUACGCUCGGCUGGGGCCGCAAGCGCGGUAGCGUGGGACCCGACGAGGACCUCCUCGCGGACCCGGAUACCCACGGAUACUGCGUGUACUCCCACGCCGACUGGUCCUACGCGUACAAGUCCGUGGCGGGCGAAUUCGACAGCAUCCGGGACGGUGGGGACGUCGUCGGAACCAUCCCUGAUGAGCUCAUCGGCGGAGUGCUCUACCGCAACGGCCCGGGACUGUUCGAGCGCGGGGGCAGGGAGUACAAUCACAUGCUCGACGGGGACGGGUACGUCCUUCGCUUCGAGUUCAGCGACGCGAAGACCGCCCGGUUCGCCAGCAGAUUCGUUCGCACGAAGGAGUUUCGAGCCGAGGAGGAGGCGGACGACGUUCUUUACCGGGGCACGUUUGGGACGAUGCGCGCCGGCGGGCCGUUACGCAACGCGCUCGACCUUCACCAGAAGAACCUGGCCAACACGAACAUACUGGCGUGGGGAGGGAAGGUUUACGCGCUGUACGAGGCCGGCCGGCCCGUUGAGCUCGAUCCGAAGACGCUCGAGACUGUGGGCGAGGUUGACCUGAACGGGCGGCUGAGCGGGGGCAUGUUCGCGUUCACCGCACACCCUCACGUGGAUCCGAACACCGGCCGGGUCGUCGGCUGGGGCUGGACCAGCGCCGUGGCGAAACGGUCCGUGGAGGCCACGUUCUGGGAGUGGGACAAAAACUGGGGCGAGGUUGCGUCCACCGAGUACUCGAUGUCGGGGUGCGAGGCUGCGCCGCACGACUUCGCCGUGACCGAGUCGUGGUACGUCAUGAUCCAGAACUGCCUCCGGGUGGAUCCGCUGCUGUACCUGGCGGGCGUGAAGGGCGCGGGGGAGUGCCUGGUUUCGCAACCCGAGGACCCGGUCACGGUUCACCUGAUUCCGCGGCGCGACGCGGGAUUCGACGGCGGCGCGGACAAAUCCGGCCGCGCCGCCGUCGCCGCGGCGGGGCCCAGGGAGUCGUUCGAGAUUCACUUGGAGCCCGGUUCGUUUCUGGGCGAGUGGAGUCAAUCCGCCGGUUGGGACUUUGACAUCGCCACGUCUCUGUCCCCGGACUUCAACAACAUCCCGAGGACGCUGCUGUGGAGGUACAGGAUAAACGCGAGGACCGGGACGGUGUUCCGGGAACCCGCGCCGGGGUGCGAGGAUCUGUGCAUAGACCACCCGCACGUUAACCCGAUGUUUGAGGGCCGACGAGAGUGCCGAUACGUGUACGCGUCAAUCUCCAACGAGGUUCGAUGCAGCGGACCGCCGCUGGGGUACGUGCGCAUCGACGUGGCCACGGGGAAGACCCAGCGGUGGUGGGCCGGGAACAGGACUUUCUGCGAGGAGGUGGUGCUGGUGCCCAAGAAGGGAAGCGACGGCUCGCCAGGGUCGGAUGACAGGUGCUGGGUCCUCGGCAUGUGCGUGGCGCACGACGCGGAGGGCGCGGGACGGAGCUCUCUCGUGGUGUUGGACGGCGAGGACCUGGGUAAAGGACCGGUGGCGAGGGUGUGGCUGGACAAUCAGAUUCCCCACGGUCUGCACGGGAUGUUCGUGCCGGCGUAG